This is a messenger RNA of Notolabrus celidotus (New Zealand spotty), 4320 nucleotides long. It is a transcript of the gene adam19b, whose product is annotated as ADAM metallopeptidase domain 19b. The transcript is spliced from 23 exons. The coding region runs from base 173 to 3037 and encodes 954 amino acids. Gene Ontology annotation, biological process: membrane protein ectodomain proteolysis. The record is from RefSeq and is a predicted model, not a curated record. Gene Ontology annotation, molecular function: metalloendopeptidase activity. Lineage: Eukaryota; Metazoa; Chordata; Actinopteri; Labriformes; Labridae.
AAAUGAAAGAGAGAUGAGCGCCCUGCGGUCUACAAGCAUCUCAUCCAGACGAGCAGCAAUCGCGACAUCACCCUGUUGGCGUUAUGUCCCUCUGACGUGAAACAGCCCGGUCCGUUUACUGCACAUUUAUGUCUCAGUUUGGAGGAUUCAUUUGGAGCUGUUUGUUGUUAGAAUGUAUCCAGGAGCGCGUCAUCUUCCUCUCGACGCUGUGCAGUCCUCCCUGUGUGUGUAUCUGUUAGUUGUCCUGCUCAGUGUGGAGGCUACUGUAUCUGAAGGCGCUGUUUACAAUGGAGACAAUAACCAGGGUUCUGUGAGGAGCAUCCUCCAGCAAGUCCAGAGUUAUGAGAUUACUUCUCCCACAUGGCUGCAUCCUCACAGACACAGGAGGUCUGCCAACAAAGAGAACCCUGCAGAAGUACAAGUACGGAUCACAGCUGAGGGCCAGGAGCUCACACUACACCUGGAGAAAAAUGAGCAGCUGUUGGCCCCUGGAUAUCAGGAAAUAUGGUACACUCCUGAUGGAGCCCGCAAGUCCUCCUCUCCUGUCAACACUGGACACUGUUUCUACCAUGGAGAGGUUUUGGGUCUGGAAGGCUCAACCGUUGCUGUUAGUACAUGCUCAGGACUCAGGGGACUGAUUUCUCUGAACACAAGCGUCAGCUACCUGAUAGAGCCCCUUCCUGGCUCCACAGAUGCACAGCAUCAGCAGCAGCAUGCUGUGUUCAGAGCCGAGAGUCUCCAUCUACCCGAAGGAAGGUGCCUGCAUCACCAUAGUAACACGGGACAUGAGGAGGGGCUUAAUGACUUCAUCCAUGGAAUGAUGUCACUACAGAGCAGAAGGGAAAAAAGGGACCUGAGCAAGAACAUGAAGUAUGUGGAGCUGCUGAUGGUGGCAGACAAGGCAGAGUUUGAGAAGCAUGGGAGUAAUCUUGAGAAGACCAAACUGAAACUACUGGAAGCGGCCAACUUGGUUGACAAGUACUACAAGGCUCUCAACAUUCGCGUUGCAUUGAUUGGUCUGGAGGUUUGGACCAGCCAGGACUUGAUCAGCGUCUCAGACAACCCUCACAGCACUCUGGCAGCUUUCCUGUCUUGGAGACGCAAGCAGCUCGCUACACUCCCCAACGACAACGCUCAGCUUAUCACGGGGAGGGGGUUCCAAGGCACCACCAUUGGGCUGGCACCUCUCAAAGCCAUGUGCUCCGACUACCAGUCGGGUGGAGUGAACACGGACCACUCAGAGUCAGCUGUGGGUGUAGCAGCCACCAUGGCCCAUGAAAUGGGCCACAACUUUGGUAUGAACCAUGACAGCGCAGGCUGCUGCCAGGCAAGGGCUGAUGACGGAGGAUGUAUCAUGGCUGCUGCUACAGGGCAUCCAUUUCCGCGUGUGUUUAAUGGCUGUAACCUGAAGGAGCUGAAGAACUACCUGAACUCUGGAGGAGGAAAGUGUCUCUUCAACUUGCCAAACACCAGAGCCAUGUACGGAGGGCAGCGCUGUGGCAAUGGUUACCUAGAAGACGGAGAAGAAUGUGACUGUGGAGAGGAGGAGGAGUGUACCAGUCCCUGCUGUAAUGCUAAUAACUGCACACUGAAAGCAGGAGCUCAGUGUGCACAUGGCAUCUGCUGUCAUGACUGCAAGCUGAAGAGCCCAGGUGUGCUGUGUCGUGCUCCCUCUGGGCCGUGUGAUCUAGCAGAGUUCUGUGAUGGAAAAGCAGAGACCUGUCCCGCUAAUUUUUAUUUAGUGGAUGGUACCUCAUGUGCAGGAGGGCAGGCUUACUGUUAUACUGGCAUGUGUCUGACCCUGGAGCAGCAAUGUCGCUCUCUCUGGGGACGAGACGGCCGAUCAGCUCCUGACCUGUGUUUCAAGAAGGUGAAUGAAGCUGGAGACAUGUAUGGGAAUUGUGGUAAGGAUCUGUAUGGGAAAUACAGGAGCUGUAAGGAGAGUGAUGCUACAUGUGGGAAGAUCCAGUGUUUAACCUCCGCCUCAAAGCCCAUUGGGAACCAUGCUGUUCGCAUAGAAACCACUGUCAGUGUGGGCAACAAGAAGCUCCACUGUAUGGGAACACAUGUGUACAAACCUGGGCAGGGAGAUGAGGAGGCACAGGGUGACACUCUGGACCCUGGCCUGGUCAUGACAGGCACAAAGUGUGGUGUGGACUCUAUCUGCUUUAAUGGAGAGUGCCGCAAUGCAUCUUUCCUCAGAGCUGAUGAGUGCAAUGCCAAGUGCCACGGACGUGGGCUGUGCAACAAUAAUCACAACUGCCACUGUGACGCCGGCUGGGCCCCUCCAUUCUGUUACCAGAGGGGGUCAGGGGGUAGUGUGGACAGUGGACCUGUCAUCAGCCACAGUAACCUCCUUCCAGUCCUGGUGGUGCUCCCUCUGGUUCUCUUUGUGGUUCUGGCUGCUGUUGGACUGUGGUGCUGUUACAAACACAAACUCCAACCAAUGAAAACCUCUGCUCCACCCCCAGUGCCAACUUGUUCAGUCCCAGUCGAGAGCAAGCCUCUUUGUGCUGACGGUCAUGUGAACGGUCACACCAAUCCAACGUUCUUGCUGAAGAAACAAGACUCAGACCACCUGGUAAAGUCAUCCCCUCGUCCGAGCCCGUCUUGCCCGACUCGGUCCAGAAAUGCUAUCGUGCGUCCAGCAGUGAAGCCUCCUCCUGUACCUGCGUAUGCUCCAGAGCAGAAAGAGAUCAAGUCAUCAGAUCCCUCUCAAAGACAGCACUCUCCUCAGGGUUACACUUCACCUCCUUUUAAAUCUGUGCAGCUGAAAGAGCCGAAACGAAACCAGGCUCCUCCACCACCCUCAGGACCUCCAUGUUUACCUCCCCAAGACACCAAAACCCAAUCACAGCAUUCAGCAGCAAAGACAACCAGACCAGAUCCCCCAAACAGACCUCCACCACCAUGUCCUGUAAACAAGCCAUCAGAACCCCAUCAAACAAAAGGCCUACAGAUUACUACCAGUGCUCUGCAAAGAGGAAAAGCUGCUUUGGCGCCAUCUGCUGGACAGAAAAAGCCAAACAGAACCUAAGAACUCAGGGAGACGUUGGGGACCAUCACCAUCAUCAAUUAAGACACUGCCUCAGAUAGUCUUCUUGAUUAUUAGCAGCUGAAAAAUGUGGCAUUUUGGAAGACAAUGAAUACUUAACACAAUGUGGAUUAAAAAGUAUUUGCAUUGAUGUUAUUAGGAGGGAAAGGGUUACAUUUGAUCAAGUCAUGGUACAUAUCAGUAGGAGAACGUUUUAAGUAGUACUCUUUAAGUUAAGGCUAACUUAAUGUUGUUUUUUUUUACCUUAUGUGUCUUCUUUGACAGCUUCAAACAGCCAGAGCUGAAGAACUUUUUGUUUUUACCAUCCCCAGAGUUAAUGUAAAUGUGAAAUAAUUCAAAGUCUGCUGCAGUGUUUAAUCACUGUUAGGGAGUAUUUAUUCACAAAGAAAUGAAUGUUUACAAUGUGGUCUAUGUUCUAAACAUGGUGCAUCUUAAAGAGCAUUAGAUGUAAAGGGAUGUCUUAUAUUAAGAAAAGAUGCCAGUACUGAAAUUCUUUCACUUCUUAUGUUUGAAAAGAGGGGGGUAUUAACAGGAUUAUGAGAACCUGUGAAAUCCCUUCAUGCAUGCUGUCAGGGUAUGCAUUAAUUAAGAGGUAGAAAUCAGCUGCAGGAUUUUAAAUGUUUUUUUAUUUUAAUGAUUUUAUAAUGUUGUAGUUUUGCACUUUAGGCAAUCUUAUUAAUUAUCCAGUCCUCUGUGAAGGUGUUUUUCCACAAAUUGCCAACUCGUUUUAAUCACUACUGUGAGGUAGUAUCAAUAAGAUAAAGAUUUUAAAUGAAAUGUCACUUUAAGAUCACCAUUCAAACCCACAAUAACUUCAUUUAUGUGUUGUCACUAACAAUUGCUGAUAUACUUGUCUAAGCCCAUCACUUGUAAUAAAGAACACAAUUAAGCCAUAAUUAAUCAACAUGUAAUCAGUUCAACAUCUCAAAAUUGCACCAUGAAUGUAAAUCAGUUUGCAUGGUUUUCCAAAGAUGUCACUAAAACUGUUCCUUUAUGACCAAAAUGCUAUAAAGGCAAUGAUUGUAUGUAACUGUGGGCAAUGUAACGCUGAUAACAUUGACAUUACUGUAUGGUACUGUUGAAAAAUCCAUUUGACUACUUGCGGGAUAACCUUGUUUUAUCUGUAAUAUGGAAAUGCAGUGUGCCGGCUGCCAUGUUUCACCUUCUUGCCAGAACUAUGCAAACCCUGACACUGUGCAACACCGUGUCUUCAACAGGAAUUCAAGUAAUCAUGUGGAAAAAUAAAAACAUGUUAUACAUUUUAA